AUGGACCCAGCGCCCCAAAACCAUGAAGUAGACGAAGAAUUGACGCUAUACAACGGCAAAAUAAAAAAGGCGACGGCAGACGAUCGCCGCGCGGAAAGAAAAGCGGCCAACGAGAGUCUCGCCGCUGAACUCACCGCCUUCUUCGGUGGCAGUAUCAUCGACUUUUUCUGCGCUCGUCUUCACCGCCGCAGAAUGUUCGAGGCAGCUGGUUACUGCGCUCUUAUACUUUGCUCCAGUUCGUUCUCUGAUAUACACAUCGAGCUGAUUAAGCCGCUGAAGAGGAUGGCGAUUUCCAAUCUUCUCAACCGACGAGUCCGAGCUCUACCAGAGGAGGACGAAGAGGUUUACUCGGAAGCAUCUGCAUCCGAGCGGGAAAGUAAUGGUGAAGAGGUUGAUGAAUCAGGAUCGGAUCUUAGCGGUGAUGGCUCAGAAGGGGACUAUGACGCUGAUUCCCACAGCGAGGCAGAUGACAUGAGCAAUGAAGACGAGGAAGAGGGCCAUGAGGAAGAUGACGAGGACGACGAAGACAGCGACGACGGCGAAGACGACGUGCAAGCUUCAUUAAGCAAUAUAUCUUUCGGCGCACUCGCCAAAGCGCAAGCCUCAUUAGGCCCCAAAGCCAAGCGCAAAUCCAAAUCCGCCCAGUCAACGACAGAAGUCGGAGAACCCCAAGCUGCCUCCCCAUUAGACGACAUUCGCGCUCGGAUUCGCGAAGCCCGCGAACAGAAACGACAGGGAUCCUCAAAUUCGAAAGACGCCGAGAAGCUUUCCCGCUCCUCCAAACACGCACCGAUGGUGCAGUCGUCCAGACGCCCCGUUUCCCGCAAGCGCACCAUCAUCGAGCCGCCGGCUGCCCUCAAAACGCGGGACCCGCGAUUCGAUCCCACGGUACGCAGCCAAAGCGGGCGUAACGAAGCUUCCCAAAACGCCUACGCCUUCUUGGACGAUUACCGCGCUGCGGAGCUCAAGGAAAUGAAGGAGAAGCUCGCAAAGACUAAGGAUCCGAGACAGAAGGAAGCCUUGAAGCGUGAUAUUCGGGCGGCUACGGACCGUCUGCGCACAAUUGAAAACAGAAGACGGGAGAAGGAGGUGUUAGCGGAGCACAAGAAACGAGAGAAGGAGCUCAUCCGCGAAGGAAAGAAGAGUAACCCCUACUUCCUCAAGCAGUCGGAUCUUAAGAAGCAGGUGUUGCUUAAGAAGUAUGAGAGCAUGGGCUCCAGGCAACGAGUGAAGGCGCUAGAGAGAAGGCAGAAGAAGUUGACUGCUAAGGAGAGGAAGGAAAUGCCUAUGGAGCGACGCGGAUUCGAGGAUGAUUCCAGGCAUUUCAAUGACGGCGGGGGCAGAAAACGCAGGCGGAUUGCUUAG
Molecule: messenger RNA, 1365 nt
Organism: Aspergillus thermomutatus
Lineage: Eukaryota; Fungi; Ascomycota; Eurotiomycetes; Eurotiales; Aspergillaceae
Gene: rrp36
Product: putative pre-rRNA processing protein
Exons: 3
Coding region: 1-1365 (454 amino acids)
Biological process (GO): maturation of SSU-rRNA from tricistronic rRNA transcript (SSU-rRNA, 5.8S rRNA, LSU-rRNA)
Cellular component (GO): nucleolus; 90S preribosome
Source: RefSeq, a predicted model, not a curated record